GGUGUGGUUAAGUUAUGGUGAUUCAUUGGGAUUUUCCCUGAGAGACAUCUUGCCCCAUCAUGCCAGAGCUAGAGCUAGAGAAGACAAACUUGUGACGGUCAGACUUCUUGAGUCAAGUCAUAAGACGGCUAGAAUCUACACUGACAAUUGAUAAUUGCGGUACUAUUUCAUGCUGUUUUGUGACUGAGCUGAGCCUAGCCAGGUCCAGUUCAUACAUAUAACAUCAUCACAUGGCUACACAAAGGAGGCGUUCUCAGGAGAUGGAAGAACUCAUCUUCCUCUGCGCUACUAGUGUCUACACAAAACUGUUGGAAUGCUCUGAGGACACUGUAGCGGUUCUAUUGGAGCAUCCCACAAACUCAUCGCUGAACAGCCAUUACACAAUACUCACUGGAGCAGACUACCCCGAUGGUGUCGUAGUUUGUCAGGAGGGAGGAGGCAUACGCUCAGUGUCAGAAUCAGCAGAGUGGGCACUGAAGUCGCUCGUGAGUGAUUGGUGCAGGGAGCGUCAGUUAACCAUUCCCGAGAGCUUCCAACUAGACUGCCUACAGCUCAACACACAGGUAUCCGUAGCUAGCUCUGAAUACACUACCGAUGCCAGUGACUUUGAUGAUGACGACUUUGACUCAUAUGAUGGUUACGAGACGGAGGACACCCUCCACCCACUCAUAGAGGAGGACGUUAUCCGAGUUCAGCAGCUGUUUGGAAGAAACUCCAUUGAGACAAGAAUACAUGCUGGAAUUGAUGAAAUGGACAUUUUCUUUAACAUUGACCUCAAUAACUUCAUGGAUGAAAACAUAGCUCUGGCAUGGGGAGUCAAAGUAAGAGAGCCUCUGGUCAUCAUGCUGCACGUUAGGACCAUGAGCAAGUACCUCAAUGGAGUAGAGCCCAAGGUAGAGGUGUUCCAGUCACCCACUAGCUCCAAGGUAGAUAGGAAGAAGGUUGCUAUUGGAAACCAACUGAAAAAGAUAAUUGAAAACUUUGUUGCUUCGCAAUGGAAGAAUCUCUCAAAUGCUGACAUUGAAAAGAACAGGGUGGACUUGGAUACGUCAGCGAGUGAUGUCGAUCUUUCCUCGGCCUGUGCUGGACUGGAGAAGCCAGGAGAACUAGGCACACUGGUGACAAGCCCUCAGUUCUCCCGCCAGGACUCGCUGGGUGCUCAGAUGAGAUCCCCUGAGGGGAGUGAAGAAUCAGACCCCAUGGCCUGCAAGAAGCUGCCUGGUUUAGAGAAUGGAUUUUUGGUUCAGUGCUUGCAGUAUGGUCUCAACCGUAUCUGCACUUUAAACGAAUUUUGUGUUAUCUGUGAUGAGAGACACAUCAUUGAGACUGGUCUCAUAAAGCCUUGUGUGUGUACAAGGGAGCUGUGUGUGUUUGCAUUCCAAACUCUCGGAGUUAUGGCAGAUGCCGCGGAGGCCAUCGCCACUGACGGAGAUGUUGUAGAUCUCCUGAUAGCCAUGGCCAAUGCAGCUGCCACUAAUCCGAGGGCUAAGAUCAUCUUCGACCCCUUUCCAUCCAUCCUUAAUCCUGACAAUCCCAACGAGUUAGCGCUCAACCCAAAGAAGCAGGACUUCAGGCUGGUAUGUGACGUGCUAAAGGAAGUGGUGAACACGAGAGAGUUGAUGCUGGCUGGUCGGUGUCAGAGUACAGGUGUAAAGGAGGAGCUGGAUUCACAUCACAGACUGGCCUUCCCCCUCAUGCAAUGGAUUAUUGCCACUUGUAGAGCCCACAUUGUCCUACUCCCUGAAGACAGGCGUAUCAAAGCAAUUAAAACCAAGUAUCAGUUUGUACUCAUCAGUAGCCCUCCUGCAAAGGAAGCAGCAUUUCAAGCAGCCAAAACCAAGUCAGGCAGUACUUUCGCUUUUCAUGGUUCCAAUAUUGAGAACUGGCACUCCAUCAUGAGGAAGGGGCUUAUCAAUGCCUCAGGGACUAAACUACAGCUCCACGGUGCAGCUCAUGGUAGCGGGGUCUACCUCAGUCCAUCGUCUAAUGUGUCCUUUGGCUAUAUGGGCAAUUUCAGUGCAAUUACAAAGCCCAAGCCUCCUGGUGGGAGAGAGAGCUUGGUAGGAAAGGUCAACCUCAAGUGCAUGGCUCUUUGUGAAGUUGUGACAUCCAAAAACCUAAAUAAGUCUGGAGACAUCUGGGUGUGCCCGAAUUCUGACCAUGUGUGUACACGGUUCUUCUUUGUGUUUGACAAAGAUCAAAACCAUAAGGAUCCUGUGGACACAAGGCAACCAAAGUACAGGGAACAAAUAGACCAUGCCAUGGAACAUAUUAGCAAAUUUCGUCGGGUCAAAUAGCCCUAAUUAUUUUUCACUUUCACCACCAUCAUGUGUUGUGUUUUCUUCUGUUCUUGUUUUUUAAAUAAUUGUUAAAUUUCGUACCGGCCACCAUCACCCUAUGUGCAAGAUUUUAUUAUUAUGCAUACCGAGGCAUAAAAAUCCCAAAAUUAA
Molecule: messenger RNA, 2450 nt
Organism: Halichondria panicea
Lineage: Eukaryota; Metazoa; Porifera; Demospongiae; Suberitida; Halichondriidae
Product: protein mono-ADP-ribosyltransferase PARP8-like
Exons: 26
Coding region: 231-2297 (688 amino acids)
Biological process (GO): endoplasmic reticulum unfolded protein response
Cellular component (GO): endoplasmic reticulum tubular network; nuclear envelope; membrane
Molecular function (GO): kinase binding; NAD+ poly-ADP-ribosyltransferase activity; protein serine/threonine kinase activator activity
Source: RefSeq, a predicted model, not a curated record